CUCUUUCGCUGUAACCCUCCCCAAGGGUUUAUCUCUCCGAUGAUGCGAAGGCUAGUAAUCUCCUCUCUCCUCCGCUCUACAUCCUCCUUCCAUCUAUCAAAAACCCCACCAGAAAGUUCCAAACUUUUCACUCAUCUCUCAACCUUCCCUCCAAAACCAAUCAACAACCCCUUCUCCACUCUCUUAUCCCCAUCAAUCCAAAACCUCCACGAAGCAGCGCGAACACACGGAUCCAACCACGCCGUGGGACUCCUCCACGAAGCCAUAACAUCAAACCCAAACCCUUACAACGAUCUCGAAACAGCCUUAACUCAAACCGGCGUCGUUUUAACAACCCCAAUAGUCUCCAAACUCCUCCAGAGGCUCCAAUUCGAUGAGAAGACAGCUUUCCGUUUCUUCACAUGGGCAGGACAACAACAACAACAACAACACUACUCACACGAAGCUUCCACUUACAACGAGAUGAUCGAGAUCUUGUCUAGCACAAAGUACAAAAACAAACAGUUCAGAAUCAUCAUCGACAUGCUCGAUUACACGAAACGUAACAACAAAACAACCGUUCCGACAGAAGUCAUGUUAGAGAUUUUAAGAAAGUACUGCGAGAGGUAUUUGACUCACGUUCAGAAGUUUGCUAAACGGAAACGGAUUAGAGUCAAGACGCAGCCUGAGGUCAACGCUUUGAACAUGGUUAUCGACGCGUUGUGUAAGUGUGGGCUCGUGAAAGAAGCUGAAGGUUUGGUUAAACGGAUGAGGUUUAAGGUGAAACCCGAUGAGAAUACAUACAACGUGUUGUUUUUCGGGUGUUGUAGAGUUAGGGAUCCGAAGAAGGCGAUGAGGCUGCUCGAGGAGAUGAUUGGAAGUGGGUUUAAGCCGGAGAAUUUCACUUACUGUGCUGCUAUUGACGCGUUUUGUCAAGCGGGGAUGGUGGAUGACGCGGCGGAGUUGUUUGAGUUUAUGGUUACUAAAGGCUCUGCUGUUUCUGCUCCCACGGCGAGGACUUUUGCGUUGAUGAUUGUGGCGUUGGCUAAGGAGGGUAGAGAGGAGGAGUGUUUUGAGUUGGUGGGGCGGAUGAUGAGUAUGGGGUGUUUACCUGAUGUGUCGACUUAUAAGGAUGUGAUUGAAGGGAUGUGUGAGGCUGGGAAGGUGGAGGAAGCGUAUAGGUUUUUGGAUGUGAUGAGUUGUAAAGGGUAUCCACCUGAUGUAGUUACUUAUAAUUGUUUUCUUCGGGUGUUGUGUGAGAGUAAGAAGAGUGAUGAAGCGGUUAAGCUUUAUGGGAGGAUGGUGGAGACGAGGUGUGUUCCUAGUGUUCAGACGUAUAAUAUGUUGAUAUCUAUGUUUUUUGAGAUGGAUGAUCCUGAUGGUGCGUUUAAUACGUGGAGGGAGAUGGAUGAGAGGGGUUGUGGUCAGGAUAUUGAGACUUAUUGUGCUAUGGUUAAUGGGCUUUUUGAUUGUCGUAGGGAGAAAGAGGCGUGUUUUCUUUUGGAAGAGGUUGUGAACAAGGGGAUGAAGCUGCCUUAUAGAGCGUUUGACUCUUUUUUGAUGCGUUUGUCUGAGGUUGGGAAUAUUAAGGUGAUACAUAAGGUUUCUGAACAUAUGAAGAAGUUUUAUAAUCAUAGUAUGGCGAGGCGUUUUGCGCUUAGUGAGAAGAGGAAAAGUACAAAACUCAGAGGGAAGUAAUGGGCAAUGGGAACCAUACUCAAGAGGCAGCGAAUGCAAAUGUUCUGGGAGGAGCUCUUUCCAGAUGAUGAUCCCCUUGUGAAGUUUGGUUUGAUAACUGUCCCCAAUUCUGGACCAAAGAUUCACUCUCUCAGAAGCAAUGAGACCUUAUCAAGGUGAGUUGUGUAAUGGUUAUGUUAACCAGCUCUAAAGUUAUUGUAAUGACUAUUGCUUACAUAUAGAACGGGUUGUUUGUAUAAUGGUUAGCAUUACAUUAUGUAAGGUGAGAGGUUUGCUUUCUUCAUGAUUCAUAGCUAUUCUUCAUCUUUUCAUGUGAGAGGUUCUUAUAACAAUAUGAUGGCUUGGCUUCUUUGUUCUGCUAAGGUAAAGAAGGUUUCACCAGUUUCUGGUUAACGGUCGGUUUGAGUCUCUGUAAAUAUUAGGAAAACCGAUCUGGUAUACUACUGGAUAAGUGCAAUCAGGACCCGGUUUAGAUAUAUGGGUCUUUCUUGAAUAAACCAAUGUUUUGUUUAGUUAUAUGAU
Messenger RNA from Eruca vesicaria subsp. sativa (arugula), 2199 nucleotides. The record is from the annotation of a GenBank genome assembly. Lineage: Eukaryota; Viridiplantae; Streptophyta; Magnoliopsida; Brassicales; Brassicaceae.